AACUUCCCCUCCUAUCUCUCGCUGUCAAGGAAAGCAGGUCCCAAUACAGCAUUUCCUACCUUGACAUCAUCACCUUUUUCCUGACUAUGCUCAAGGAAAUAACCUCGUAACCAUGAGCGAAACGUGUGCGAAUCCCCUACUGCUGGAGUGGAUCAAAGAAUGGCUAGACCAGGCUCGAGAGCGGAACAGCAAAGGUGCCAUAGUGUACAAAAAAGCCUAUGAUUCAAUGAAAGCUUGUCCCUUAGUCUUCCAGCACCCGUCGGAAGCUCAGCAAUUAAAUGGACUUGGUCCCAAACUAUGCGAUCGGCUGACUGAGAAGCUUAAAGCUUACUGUGAGGAAAAUGGUCUUCCAAUGCCCGAACGUCAUCAGAAGUGUGAGUACUACUAUUCUCGUCCGGCAAGCAGCAAAAGGCCAUCAGGCGAAGGCACUACGGAAAGCCAGCCAGCAAAGAAGCCUCGAAAGGCCAAGCCCUACGUUCCUAGUCUACGAUCUGGGCCAUAUGCAUUAAUCCUGGCCCUGGCAACGCUCGACGAGGACUCUUCUCAGGGUCUAACCAAGACACAACUGAUUGAGAUAGCACAACCAAACUGUGAUAGUUCGUUCACAGCCCCUAGUGACACAUCUAAGUUUCACACUGCUUGGAGCUCUAUGAAAACACUGCUACAAAAAGAAUUUGUGUAUGAUUUCGGGCGCCCGUUGAAGAAAUACGCGCUCACAGAGGAGGGCUGGGAGGUUGCAAAGAGGAUGAAAAAGGUUGCCUCAUCUUCAGACCAAGGCACUUUGACAUUUGGAAGCCAACCCGGCCCGAGUGCAAGCAAUGCUAGUGUUUCUCAGUCCCAACUCAAUGCUAGUGGUAACAGCACCGCUGUACCAGGACCUCUCCAUCAGGAAGUACUUGAUAAUGAUGCACCUCAGAUCCAUCGUAAUAUACAAGGUGGAGAACAAGUCGAUGAUGGCACAGUCACCCCCAUUACCAUCCCACCUGACAGCUUCACAGUCCAGCUGGUUCUGGAUGUCCGUGAAGUCCGGUCAUCCAAAGACAGAGACUACAUUGCCAAUGAACUACACAAGAAAGGAGUCUCUCUCGAUGUGCGCGCACUGGAACUAGGCGACGCCAUGUGGGUUGCCAAAUUCCAUAACCCAACCUUCCUCUCCCAGUACGGCGAGGAAGGCGACGAAAUAAUGCUAGACUGGAUCGUUGAGCGGAAAAGACUCGACGACCUCAUCAGCUCUAUGAAAGACGGGAGAUUCCACGAGCAAAAGUUCCGUCUUCGCCGCUCAGGAGUGAAAAAUGUCAUCUACCUCAUCGAGGAAUUCACCGUCACUCUAGACGCCAACAGCGUCAUGGCAGUCAAGUACAACGAAAUGGUAGCCUCCGCUAUUGCCUCGACGCAGGUCGUCAACGGCUAUUUCGUCAAAAGGACCAAGAACCUCGACGAUACAAUCCACUACCUAGCCCGAAUGACCUUCCUACUACGCAGAAUGUUCAACCCCUCUCCCGGUGAAAUCCCCUCCAACACACUCAGUCUCAUCCCUAGCCGCCAGCUAUCCUCCUCCCAAUCAUACCUCAACGCCCUCGAACGCCUCCGAGCAGAGAAACCCUCAGUCACAUACGCCGUCACCUUCCCCACCUUCUCCACUCUAACCUCCAAAUCCGACGUCCUAAUCCUGCGUGACGUAUUCCUCAAAAUGCUCAUGUGCAUCCGAGGCGUGACGGGCGAAAAAGCCAUCGAGAUCCAACGACGCUGGCAGACCCCGCAGGCAUUCAUCCGAGCCUAUGAAGAACUCGAUCCCAAAGCACGGGAGAAUAUGGUUUCAGAUCGAAUGCAAACACUCGUUGGCCGGAAGAAGGUUGCCAAGGUUCUGAGCAAGAAGAUCGCAGAGGUAUGGGGUGAGGAUGGUUAGUCGUCUGGAUUGUUUAAUAUCUACGCUCAUAAGUGAUCUGAGCAGAAGAGUAAAAGGCACUUGAACCCAUCAACAUAUGUAGUGGAUUUGUUGCGUUACAUGAAUGUUUGUUGUCGAGCAACUAAGGACUAUAUAAUUUCCAUUAAGAAAG
Molecule: messenger RNA, 2057 nt
Organism: Aspergillus sclerotioniger CBS 115572
Lineage: Eukaryota; Fungi; Ascomycota; Eurotiomycetes; Eurotiales; Aspergillaceae
Product: crossover junction endonuclease MUS81
Exons: 4
Coding region: 113-1906 (597 amino acids)
Biological process (GO): mitotic intra-S DNA damage checkpoint signaling; resolution of meiotic recombination intermediates; double-strand break repair via break-induced replication
Cellular component (GO): nucleus; Holliday junction resolvase complex
Molecular function (GO): DNA binding; 3'-flap endonuclease activity; crossover junction DNA endonuclease activity
Source: RefSeq, a predicted model, not a curated record